CUGAGAUGCUGCUGUGAUUGUGAUUUUUAGGUGACCUCUUUUCCCUGAAAGGGGCUAUUUGUUUCUCUUCAGGUUUCAUCUUCUGAGGACAAUCGCCUGCAUUUGUCUUUUUUUUUUAAACCUACUUCUUUCUUUGAUUCAGACUCUGCUUGUGGUGCUUUUUUCUGUUACGUCAGUGCCUGAGUGGUGAGUCAGGAGCCUGCAUCUUGUGCAGAAGGAUCCCUGCGUCUCGAGGAAAACCCUUGAUGCACUUCCAUCCUCUUUGCUUUUUUCCUGUCCAAUGUUGAUCCUGAUGCUACUCGCUGAGUUUAAUGCAGGCAGGCAGGAGAGGUGGAAUAUCAACGGAUGAGACCGAAUAAGCUGGGAAGUGAUGGGAGGGAGGAGAGGAAGUGAAGAAGAGGAAACCAGAGAGGGAGGGGAGAUGAUGAUGAAACAGUCUGGCUCCAGAGACCUCUCUCGACUUUGCUCACGUGUGCACACAUUCACAAACGCUUGGAUGAAGGAGAGUUCUCUCUCUGGCUUUUUUAAAGAUGAAGUUUCUAUGAACCGAUCUGGAGCCUGUCUCUGAUUCCUGCUGAUCUAAACGAGGCAGUGGCUAAGAGGAAGAGGGUUUUAGGAUGGCCAGCGAAGGCUCCACUAUUCCCAGUCCCGUCGUUUGCCAAAUUGACAAGCAGUUCCUGAUCUGCAGCAUAUGCCUGGACCGCUACGAGAACCCUAAAGUGCUGCCCUGCCUGCACACCUUCUGUGAGAGGUGCCUGCAGAACUACAUCCCGGCUCACAGCCUCACCCUGUCCUGCCCAGUGUGCCGUCAGACCUCCAUCCUCCCGGAGAAAGGUGUGGUGGCAUUACAGAACAACUUCUUCAUCACCAACCUGAUGGAUGUGCUGCAGCGAGCGCCGGGUAGCUGUAGCCAGGAGGCCAUCGCGCUCAACAACAUCACUACUGUGGCAACCGGCCGACUGCUCUCCUGCCCCAACCAUGGAGGCAGUGUGAUGGAGUUUUACUGUCCUCCGUGUGAGACGGCCAUGUGUCAGGAGUGCACCAGUGGUGAGCAUGGAGAGCAUCCGACUGUGCCUCUUAAAGAUGUGGUGGAGCAACACAAGGCCUCCUUAAAGGAGCAGCUUAAUGCCGUCAAGAAGAGGCUGCCAGAGAUCGACUCGGCCCUGCAGAUGCUGUCAGAGAUUCUGCAGCAGCUGACCAAUCGGAAGAGCUCUGUUGAGGAUUACAUCCACAGCACCUUUGAUGAGCUGCAGAAGACGCUCAAUGUCCGCAAGAGUGUUUUACUCAUGGAGCUGGAGGUCAGCUACGGGCUCAAGCAGAAGGUGCUUCAGGCCCAGCUCGAUGCCCUGCUGCAGGGUCAGGAGGGCAUCAACAGCAGCUGCAACUUUACUGAGCAGGCCCUGAGCCACGGCACCGAUGCUGAGGUGCUGCUGGUGAAGAAGCAGAUGGGCGAGCGCCUCAUAGAGCUGGCCAAUCAGGAGCUACCUCUGCAGCCUGGAGAGAAUGACCAGCUGGACUUCCGCGUGGAGACAGACGGUUUAAAGAAAUCCAUCCACAACUUGGGUUCUGUCACCACCACUAACGCUGUGGCAUUUGAGACUGUGGCCACGGGUGAAGGGCUACGCCACUGUGUGGUGGGGGUGCCUACCUCCGUCACCAUAACCACCAAAGACAAAGACGGAGGGCUUUGUAAAAUGGGUAACGCCAUCAUCACUGCUGAGAUCUCCUCCUCUGAUGGCAGCAAAGGGGACGGGGAGAUUGUGGACAAUGAGAAUGGAACUUUUGAGUUUCUGUUCACUGUUUCUGAGGAGGGAACAUUUAAUCUGUCACUGCGCUUAUACAACCAGCACAUCAAAGGGAGUCCCUUCAAAAUAAAAGCCACCAAACCCACAGAUUCAUCACCCUUUUCGGACAGCACAAAGAAGAGGCUGCAGUCUCCUGGCAGCGGGCACAUCAAGCAGAAAGCCAUCAAAAGGCCAGCGAGUAUGUACAGCACAGGAAGAAGGAAAGAGAAUCCUAUUGAGGACGAUCUCAUCUUCAGAGUUGGCUCGAAAGGAAGAAACAAAGGAGAGUUCACAAACCUACAAGGAGUGGCUGCCUCGUCUCUGGGAAAGGUUCUGAUAGCAGACAGCAACAACCAGUGUGUGCAGAUAUUUUCUAACAACGGCCAGUUCAAAAGUCGUUUUGGGGUCCGAGGCAGAUCUCCUGGUCAGAUGCAGCGACCAACGGGUGUGGCUGUCCACUCCAAUGGGGACAUGAUCAUCGCAGACUAUGAUAACAAGUGGGUCAGCAUCUUUUCAAGUGAAGGAAAGUUUAAGAAUAAAAUCGGCUCAGGAAAGUUGAUGGGUCCUAAGGGUGUGGCGGUGGACAAAAACGGUCACAUCAUUGUUGUUGACAACAGGGCCUGUCGCAUUUUCAUCUUCCAAGCCAACGGAAAGCUGGUCACCAAGUUCGGUAGCCGUGGCAACAGUGAUACGCAGUUUGCAGGUCCUCAUUUUGCUGCUAUUAACAACAACAAUGAAAUCAUCAUUACGGACUUCCACAACCACUCAGUCAAGGUGUUCAACACAGAAGGAGAAUUCCUGCUGAAGUUCGGUUCAAACGGCGAGGGAAACGGCCAGUUCAACGCCCCCACGGGAGUGGCAGUGGACGCUUAUGGAAACAUCAUCGUAGCAGACUGGGGCAACAGCAGGAUACAGGUGUUUGAUGGCAGUGGCUCCUUCCUGUCGUACAUCGACACUUCAGUGGACCCGCUCUACGGCCCACAAGGACUGGCGCUAACCUCAGACGGUCACGUUGUGGUCGCCGAUUCAGGCAACCACUGCUUCAAAGUCUACCGCUACCUGCAGUAGUCCAUGUUUUCUCAUGUAAACAGAGACCAUACUCAUUACUCACACACAGCAGUCCUGAGAAACGAUCAUUUUCCUCUCAUCCUCCUCACCCUUUCAUUCCUGCCAUUGUGCCAUCAGUGUGACUUUCCUCCUUGUGUUUGACUCUUGCUGCUGAGGAAAGUUGGGAUAUUUUUGUCCAAGUGAAACAAGAAUCUCUGAUGUUCACAGAAGCCUGCUGCUGGUUCUGGUUGGUGCUUUUUAAGAGUCACUCCUAACCUUGCUCACAUUCUGAGGUGUGCUAAUUUGAAAAAUGAAGCUUUAUUAGCAUACAUAUAAUAGACACGUGGGAUGAAUGCUGAUGCACUUGCUUAUAAAAUGACUGGAUUUUGAAAUAAAAUGUGUUUUAGUUCUCUGAGAAGUAGUGGACGUUAAAAACUGCAGUACUGCAGCUUCCAGUUAAAACUCUUCACAGUUUGCCUGCUCACUAUAAGAUCACCUGCUGCACUACAGGGAGUGGGAUCGUUAAAAGCACGAUUUGACAUGUCUGCAUGCUGAUUUUACUGUCAUCUUCUAAGAAUAUCAUGCACAAUAAAUAAAAGACAGGGACUUGGUUCAAUUUUAGAAGCAGGGGUAAUUCAGUUAUCACACAGUAAUAUAAAUGGAUCCUUAAAAUGUAUUUUUUUAAUUGACUCAAAUGUGUUUGUGCUGUGAUCACUAUAAACACCAAACACAAGCCACCCAACAGUGACUUCUGCUCUGUAUGCAUGUUCUGGGUUUGUAAUAGACCUGCUAAUGAUUUUAAUAACAACCUGAUGAAAGAAAGCUGCUGAACUGGGAUCUUCCCACUCAUUUAUAAUGUGCUUUUAUGAUGUUUUGUUUUAUUAUUAUAUGACAUGCUUUUGAAUAAAGCUACACCAAGAAUUUUUUUGAUCAAAACGGUCUAACACGAGAAGCUGCGCCAUGUAGAUGAACACUUGAAGCUUUUGCUGUAACAAUUGUCAUCUUACACUUGGCCAUCCGAUUCCUUUACAAUCCUUUUAUUUUCUUGUUAUGUUCAUAUUCUUUAUGCCAAAUAAAAUCAAAGUGCCCAAGAAAAAGAAA
This is a messenger RNA of Nothobranchius furzeri (turquoise killifish), 3932 nucleotides long. It is a transcript of the gene trim2a, whose product is annotated as tripartite motif containing 2a. Gene Ontology annotation, biological process: proteasome-mediated ubiquitin-dependent protein catabolic process; protein polyubiquitination; negative regulation of translation. Lineage: Eukaryota; Metazoa; Chordata; Actinopteri; Cyprinodontiformes; Nothobranchiidae. The record is from RefSeq and is a predicted model, not a curated record. Gene Ontology annotation, molecular function: zinc ion binding; translation repressor activity; protein binding.